This is a messenger RNA of Oncorhynchus masou masou (cherry salmon), 786 nucleotides long. It is a transcript of the gene smpdl3a, whose product is annotated as sphingomyelin phosphodiesterase acid like 3A. Lineage: Eukaryota; Metazoa; Chordata; Actinopteri; Salmoniformes; Salmonidae. Gene Ontology annotation, molecular function: phosphoric diester hydrolase activity. The record is from RefSeq and is a predicted model, not a curated record.
AUGUCAGUGUUCUGCCUGGAUCUCAGAGCCUGGAUCUCAGGAGACAGCCCUCCACAUGUCCCAUCAGGGGAGCUGUCCACAGACGUGGUGAUCCAAGUCAUCAGCAACAUGACUCAAACCAUCAGGGAGUUCCUCUUAGACAUGCCGGUGUACCCCGCCCUCGGGAACCACGACUACUGUCCCCAGGUUGUCAUUGCUCAUGUUCCAUUGGGUUACUUCCCCUAUGCCAGGAACACCAAGGCCGUCAGAGAACUCUACAGUGAGAGACUUGUGAAUAUAAUUCGCAACUCCAGGGAGAUCAUCUCAGGGCAUUUCUAUGGCCACACUCACAGAGACAGCAUAAUGUUCUUGCAGGAUCAGCAAGGGGAGCCGGUUAGUUCCCUGUUUGUCACACCGGCUGUUACUCCAAUCAAAAAGCAGAAGUACUCCAACAAUAGAGCCUUCCACAUGUAGCAUUAAGACCCAUAGGACUACGGGCUGCUGGAUAUUUGGCAGUACUACUCGAAUAUCAUCAAAGCAAAACAAGAAAAAAGAUCUGAUUGGAAACUUGAAUACGUAAUCACUGAACCACUUGGAUGAAAGGAUAUUCAACCACACAGCUUGUUUCAACUUGCCCUGAGUUUUGAGUUGGGGCAAAGUGAAACGUUUCAGAAGUAUUUUCGCCAUUUUAUGGUGAGCUAUGAUGAUACCAUUGUGUGUGAUGGGGCCUGCAAGCUGACUCAGGUCUUUGCGGUGCAGUCCUUGGACUAUACCUCCUAUAUCAAACAUAUUGAAAAGGGACACUAA